Messenger RNA from Cucurbita maxima (winter squash), 1697 nucleotides. RefSeq lists its product as uncharacterized. The transcript has 2 exons. The record is from RefSeq and is a predicted model, not a curated record. Bases 314 to 1309 code for a protein of 331 amino acids. Lineage: Eukaryota; Viridiplantae; Streptophyta; Magnoliopsida; Cucurbitales; Cucurbitaceae.
AAAAAUAGGGGCAAUAACUUGACAGUACCACGCAACUCACAGCACAACCUUUCUGAAGAGCGAGAGCGCUUGGACUCCACCCUCCGCUCUCCUUCUCCCCUUCUCCCCUUCUCCCCUUCUUCUUCUUCACAAUUUGCUUAUUAAAUUUCAAUUUCAAUUUCAGUCCUCUCCUUCGUCCACGACGCCUUCAUUUCCCGGAAUCACUCACCCAUCCAGGUGCAGUUAUGAGUUUGGGAAAAUCUUGAGAGGUCCACUGUUAAGAGUGAUCUGAUGCUCCCACUCCCCCCUAAAUUAUUUCAGGUUUAAUUUGUGAAUGGCCAUGAAAAAGAUGCAAAGCAACUCUGAUUCUAGAUGUUCCAGGGAAAACUCAUGUAUGUUGCCAUCUAGUCCAUUGAAAGUUACUAAAAAUGCUUACCUCAAGAAGAAAAACUGCAAAGGUUCAGAGAAGAAAGAGUGGGAAGAUGCUACCUGCUCAGUCUGUAUGGAGUUCCCUCACAAUGCUGUGCUUCUUCUUUGUUCCUCAUAUAAUAAGGGUUGCCGGCCUUAUAUGUGUGCAACUGGUCGUCGAUAUUCCAAUUGUCUCGAUCAAUACAAGAAAGCCUACACAAAAGUGUCAUCAGCUGAAACUUCAGAACAACUGAAUAUGCCGGUGGAAAAUGUAAGCCUCAAUUUGGACGCAGGGCAGCCAAGUGAAAAGGUUGAAGUGCCAGAGCUGUUAUGUCCCCUUUGUAGGGGACAGGUUAAAGGAUGGACAGUGGUCGAACCAGCACGGAAAUAUCUUAAUUCUAGGAAGAGAAGUUGCAUGCAGGACAAUUGCUCAUUUGUUGGACGUUACAAGGAGCUGAAGAAGCACGUUAAAGCAAAGCAUCCAUUAGCACGACCACGUGAAGUGGACCCUUUGCUUGAAGAGAAGUGGAAGAGAUUUGAGCACGAGAGGGAGCGAAGUGAUGUGAUCAGCACAAUUAUAUCAUCAAUUCCUGGAGCUGUUGUUCUAGGGGAUUAUGUGUUGGAACCUAGCCAAAGUGGUUUUUAUAGUGAGCACGAUUCUGAUAUGGACGAGAAUUUGGACGAUGAUACUUUCUUUUCGAUGGAUGCAUUUGGUUUUGGACGGGAUGGUCGUCUGUUUUCUCGUAAUAGAUAUCAUAGGGACUACAACAGCAGCAGGGGAGAUGAGAUUGAUUUUGGGAUGCAUCGUGCUGCAGGUCUCGGUUCUACUACAACUGGUGGACCAGGACGUGGUUUCCGCAGAAUUAUAUUCGGGAGGUCGAGGCGGCCAAGACAAAGAGGAGGACUUAACAGAAUUCCAUAACUUAUGAUAUAGAAAAGAAAUGGAAGGAGUGGGAGUUAGGGGGCGUAAGGUUUUAUUGAGAUAGGGCCUAUGUAUAUUCACUUCUGUUGUAAUGGAGGUCUUGCUUGGCUAGAAGUCGUCAUAUACCCACUCUGUUCAUGGUGCACAACUCAUUUGUAGAUUUUUUUUUUUUUUUCUUCUUAAUGGUGUCAAGAAUUUAUUUGGUUUGAACAGCCAGCCUUGAUGUUUUUCUCCGCUGGCAUUGGGGGGUGGGUGGGAAUAGGAUAGGUAUUGGCAAGGGGAGAUUAGGUUGAUUUGUUAUCUCAAUUAUCAUUUGGGGAUGGCAUUUGAUUGACUGACCAAACAGAUCACAGCAAUGAAAAAUGUUUUGCUUUUCUCCCAUCUCUUA